Molecule: messenger RNA, 5995 nt
Organism: Cydia pomonella (codling moth)
Lineage: Eukaryota; Metazoa; Arthropoda; Insecta; Lepidoptera; Tortricidae
Exons: 14
Coding region: 154-2838 (894 amino acids)
Cellular component (GO): nucleus
Source: RefSeq, a predicted model, not a curated record
CCUUGAUAAAUGGAGACAAGCGACAAUUGAAAGUACUGCAACAAGUGAAAGCCUUUUACUUAUAUUGUAAGGGAGAAAAGUGAUUGAUAAUGAGUGAAUUAAAGUGAUUAACAACAAUAGAUUUGAAAAUAUCUACAAUUUACGGCUUCCAAAAUGGCUACUAAAUUCCUGAAAAAACGGGAAGUUGCUAAGCUUGUUACUGAAAACAGGAAACCUUGUGUUUUCUGCAAUCAGGAUGUGGACGAUGAAGUGAUUUACGGCAAAUUAUACUCUUACGGAGACAUACAAUGUCAUUACUUCUGUGUGCUGUUAUCCUGCUGCCUGGUGCAAAAGGGACGGGACUCGGAAGGCCUGUUUGGUUUCCUGUACAAGGACAUCCUGGCUGAGGUGGAACGGAGCAAGAAACAUAAAUGCUCGUACUGCGGGCGCGGCGGCGCCAGCCUGGGCUGCUCGGUGGCGGCGUGCCGCAAGCAGUUCCAUCUGCCGUGCGGCCGGCAGAAGAAUGCUGUGUCGCUCUUCUAUGGCAAUUAUAAAUCAUUCUGCGAGCUCCACGCUCCGAAGCAGAAGAUAUCAGACGACGUCAUGGCGAAGGCCAAGGAGAGGAUGAAGAUUGAAAAACUGAAGAAAGCGGGAAAGAUACCCGUCAGUGACGAGGGAAACCAACAGGCCGAGAGCCCGGAAGAUCCGGCCAUGGUGUGUGUGAUCUGCUACGAGCCGGUGCCGGCGCGGCCCACCACGCAGACCUUCUGGCCGCCGUGCUGCGGCCGCGACGCCUGGCUGCACCGCAGCUGCCUCCAGCGUAUGGCACUAAGCGCGGGCAUGCACUACUUGAAGUGCCCGCUGUGCAAUGAUAAGGACAACUUCUAUGAUGCGGUCUGCGAGCAAGGAUAUUAUCUGCCGGAUCGAGAUGCAGCAUGGGAGUUGGAGCAGAACGCAUUCGCAGAGAUAUACAAUCGGGAUGCGUCGUGCGCCGCCGCGGAGUGCAAGUGCCCUUUUGGCCGGAGCCAUGACGAGCUCGGCACUUGGGACAUCAAGCUGUGCCUGCUGUGCGGCAGCUGGGGGCUGCACGCGGGCUGCGGCGGCGGCCAGCGCGCCGUGUGCGCCGCGUGCCGCCCCGCCGCCACCGACAUGGACGAGCUGGAGACCAGGCUCGCCUCGGGUAACGUGGCAGCAUGUGGCACAUACAGCUCUGUGCCUGCUGGAGGCAGCUGGGGGCUGCACGCGGGCUGCGGCGGCGGCCAGCGCGCCGUGUGCGCCGCGUGCCGCCCCGCCGCCACCGACAUGGACGAGCUGGAGACCAGGCUCGCCUCGGUAAUAAUGGCGGAGCAGGCGCGGGAGCAGCAGCGCACGCGCAGCGGGCCCGUCAUGCCGAGCCGCAUGUCCCUGCGCCGCACCAAGGGCCGGCUACAGCCACACAGUGCUUCAAGUUCAUCACAAAUUUUGCCGACACACGAAACUCAAGUCAAGACUGAAUCACAUCCCACCGACCGUCUCGAGCUAAACCUGAAGACGCCUCGCCGCCCCAAGCUCCUCACGCCCAGCCUCUUGGAGCUGGAGGCCCGGCUCCUCUCCCCCGCCGAGCUGCUGCAGCUCGCGCGCCGGCAGCAGGCCGGCCGCGACGUGCUGGACAAGAUCCGGCUGCGCUUCAGCAAGCCCAGACCACUUAGUGCGAAAAAGAAGAUUAUCAAUGACAUCUUAGACGACCUGUUCAAGAAUAUGCUCAAGGAGAACCCUAAGAGCAAAGAUCCGGUCCGGGAGUGGAACUCGCCCAAGAAAUCCUGUGACAUCACAACUGUCAUGAACGAAGCAGUAAAGGAAUUUAUGGAGCCAACUCUUAACACAAAUAAAGAGGUUCAAGAAAAUACAGAAGAAAAGUCCAUGGAAGUUGAUGAAGAAAAUGAUAAAAAAGAACAUGAACGUGACAGAGACAACUUAGGAGAAGAAAAAUCUGAUAUAGUUGAUGGAAACUCAAGUGACAAAGAGAAUAAUAUAAAUCAGAACAAUGGAAAUGAUAAUGUUAAAAGCGAUGACGAAUCGUCAUCAAGCACCUUCCAAUUGGCUCCAGAAUUUAUAGCUGACAGCGAUGACGGCUUGCCAAUCAUUGACACACCGAAAAAACUCAAAAUGGUCGACAUUAAACAAGACUCCAUUGAAAUAUCUAAGAAAGAUGAGAUUGUUAACGUGGACGUAAUGCAAGUUGACAGCGGGAGAGAAAAUGAGUUCGUAAAAAACUUAGAUUUGAAGGGUCCUGUUAAGAAUAAAAUGUUUUCGUUUAAAUUUAGUCCGUUGGACAAGGAGCCUUUAAAAACUGAUGUUGAUAUGGAUGUUGAGAGUUUUAAAGAUCGGUACCUGAAUGAGAUAGAUAGGGACAAAUGUGUUAAGAAAAAUGAAAGAAAGAAAGAAGUUGAUUCGACUGACAAAAAGUGUAAGAAAAGAAAAUUAGAAAUGAAAGAAGAAGUCCGUAAGAAACGAAAGAAAGACAGUAAGAAACGCAAGAAAAUUAAACUGAAAAUUAAAGCUAUAGAUCCUGAAAAAGCGGGAAAAAAGAGAACCAAAAAAAUUAAGAAAAUUAAAGAACACAAGAAAAUAAUAAGAGAUAAUGUAAGCAUCAAAAUAAGACUUAAAGAUGGAAAUAGCAAAACUAAGAAAUUGAAGAAGAUACAGAAAGUAAAGAGUUACAAGCAAUACGUGUUGAAAUAUUCGCCUUUACUGAGCAGUAAUAUAGCCAAGCCAGAAAUCGAUGUUACGCCAAUGAAGAGGAAAUAUACGAAGAUAGAGAAGUCACCAUCGGACAAGCUAGUUCAGACUUCUAUACAGAGUUUCUUUAAAGCGAAAUAGACUCCGACUACGCUAAGUUUGCAGUGAUUUGGCAGUGACAAUGUCAUAUGGUUUGUACGCCUUUAUGCCUGAGGACCCGCAAGAAAUCGCCUUUUCAGUCCUCAUUUUCCCCUGUGGAUGUUAACAUUAUUGAAAAUAUUUUGAUACAAUUUGUUGUAUAUCAACCACAGCUAGAAUAGCAUAAGAUUAGAAGCAUUUUUUUUAUGAAAUCUGUUUUUUGCUCCUAAUUUAUAUAAUAAUAAAAAAAAACGAAAAAAAGUCAAACUUCCCCUACGUCAUAGCUAUGGUUAUCAUACAUCAAAUCAAAUUAUUUGUAAAUAUUUUCAAGAAUGUGAAUAUCCAGAGAGGAAAAUGGGGACUACGUUUUUUAUAGAGAAUUGGCCGUCCUCUUUCCCUUAAAUACCGACAACUUGCUUACAUUAAGGCAAUUCCUCUGCUCUUAUGAAAUUGUUGAAGAAGUUUCCAUCAACCGCGCGUUGUACCGGGAUUUUGCCACGGCUCAUGGGCGCCUGGGGUCCGUUUGGCAACCUUGAAUUGGCGUAGGCACUAGUUUUUACGAAAACGUCUGGUGACCUUCCAACCCAAAGCGUAAACUAGGCCUUAUUGGGAUUAGUCCGGUUUCCUUACGUUGUUUUCCUUUAUCGAAAAGCGACUGGUAAAUAUCGAAUGAUAUUUCGUACAUCCGAAAAACUCAUUGGUACGAGCCGGGGUUUGAACCUGCGACCUCCGGAUUGCAAGUCACACGCUCUCACCGCUAGGACACCAGCGCUUCCAAGACGUUUUCUAGAAUUUUUACAAAUAUAUUUGUAUACCAAUAUUGUCUCCCAAUAUUCAAAAAAUCACCUAUGUGCCUAGAUAUAUUAUACAAUUACACAAUUUUAAAUAUACAACACAAUAGUGUGUAGUUUUUAUUGACAUUUUAAUUAACUAGUUCUAACAUGAUAUCUGAUGUGAGUUGUGAUUCUCAUAUAUCAAUGUGGUAAAGACCGUCUAUAAGGGAAGACCGUCUACAGGCUCUUUCGUCGCCGUUAACGCUUGUGUUUGUACACAUACCAUACCACAGAAUACAUAAUAGUACUACUGUACAGAAAUGACACUUCCUACAUAACCGAACUUUGACAGCGAUUCAGGGUCGAAUCAUGUUGUCUCUUUCUACUGUAUGGCCCUUUUGGCUAUUUAGGGUUGUCAAAAUUCAAGUCAUUAUCUUAUGUGGUUGUGCACGCAAAAGAACGUCAAGUUGUGCCAACUCUAAUGUAAUGCUGAGCCGAAUGGAGCCGAGAAUGCCCGAAAGGAUCAGUGUCGCUGUCGCCCCAUACCAUACAUACAGUGUCCUACCAUACUCCACUGCAGAAGGUGGGUAGAGCAGGAGUAAAGCACUUCCUUUCCGACUGUAUCCAAGCGACGUAUGUAUGUAUACGAGAGUUGUUCUAUGACGGACUUACUAGCAAUACAUUUUAUACACGGUGUAACAAGGGGAAACCGAAAGAUUAUAACAGUGUAUUCCUGGUCCCAUUUAGAGACUAUAAUGUCAUAUAGAAUUGUUUCGAUUUAGUUUCAGAGUUAAUACCAAUUAAUAAAAAUCUUAUUGUAACUUACUGCAAAAUGCGUUUUUGAUGGCGAUGACGCCAUUAUAGGGCGUAGUUUAAAUAUCCUUAUUGAUAGAUGUCAAAAAGUGUCAUAACUAGGUUUUUAUAAAAAUAAAUCGUAAAAAUUCAUUUUCAGUGCUAGUUUUACCAUAACGUUAAUUUUUUAUGUACAAAUUCAAAAAAAAAUAAAAAAAAAUUUUUCGGUGAAAUAUACUUAUACUCAUAUUUUUUCUUCUUUUGGCCUCAGAAGUGCGUGGUUAUAAUCUUUCGGGUUCCUCGUGUUACACCAUGUAUGUCGGUCUUCUCCACAUCGAUCUUAGCCCAUUUUUUGAUGAUGACUUAAAAUAUCCAAAACUAUAUUAAGCUAAGUUAGAUUUGAAAAAUAAGUAGUUAGUAUUACAGUGUAUCUUAAUUUUUUAUAUAUUUUGAGUAUGCCUAAUUAUAAGAUAUUUAUAUGGUUGUUAAUGUGUUCCAUCUUCAUGAAUAUGGAUAUAAGUGUAUUAUGGUUAAAACUAUUAAAUUUUCUUUUGAACCAAUUAUAUAGAAUAUUGCAUGCUUGUUUUUUCAUAUACAUAUUUUAACAAUUAACUUUUGAAGGUGCCUUUUUAAGCAAGAAAAUUUUGGGAUAUUGUGUAUUUCGUGUCGUCCACGAUGACGCACAGAUUUGUCAAAUCUAACCUUUAAUAAUAUUACAUUACGACUCACGCCACGCGUCGUGAAUGACACGAUCUAUUGUUAGACAUCUUUAGUUUAUUUAAAUACUACGAAUACACUGGUUACGAUUACCUAGUUUGCUUCUAGAAGUCUCUAUUUACUCUAAAUUCAACUUUAACCCCUCAAUAUACGGAAGGUGGAGAUAAGGAAUGGAAUCUCCAUAUACCAAAAAGUGUCAUCAAAAACCUUAAAUAGGUGGCGCUACAAUACCUAGAAUACUAGAAAAAAAAAACAAAUCAUAGACAGCGCACUUCACUCCGUCAAUAACGCCUAGGUUCUUAGCUACUCUAGCGCUACUCUGGGAGAUUUGGAACUAUUAUUUAUGGACACUUUUGCAUAAGUUCUGCCUAUGGAGAUUGCGUUCCUUAACUCUACCUCAAUAGGGAAUAUUACACGAAACUGCGUAGGGGGCGCCACUACCACUAUCUGAUCUACCGCGAAACAAGAAAAUCUAAAGUUAUCUAACCUCUCUAUCACUCUUGCUUAUUCGAGCGACGAAGAUGCAGAUAACUAAAUUUCGCGUUUCCCGAUAGGCCUUUUGUAAACAAAUUGCCUUGAGGCAUCAAUGUUAUAUUUUAUUAUCUGUGAAAACUUGUCAAAAGGCACAGUAUGUAUAAGCUAUCUAUGGUGUACGAGAGGUGCUAGUGCUGCACUCUGGCGCCAGAACAUUGCAGUAAUACUCCCUAUUCAACAUUUUAAAAACUUAAUUUUUAGGCGUUUUUGGUUUGUAUGUCUUUUUUCAAAUAUGAAAUGCUUAUGCCGCAUAUAUUUCUAUACUAUCGCGACGUAAGCAGUUGAGGAGUUAACACUUAAAGUAUACAAGAAUGAAUAGAAUAAAACUUUUCAAAUAAUAACAA